CGACAAUAGAUACUGACACUCCAGCCAGAGUUUGUUUAGUAGUUCAGAUAGAACAAUAGAAACUAUUUUAUAUCAAAACAUCAAACUCUGCGACACCUGAACGACUUCACUCGUCUGUUGUCAUCUGAUGGAUUAAAAGUUAACAACAAUCAACGUAGGAACACUUUUCCUGGCGGAGAUAUGCUACUCAGAUCAGAGUUCUUGUGGUUUUAGACGGUAAAUAAACCGAGUUGCUCUCGGUAUGGCGGAGGCGCGUGCUGAGGAGGACGAGGAGCGUUUGCGCGAGCCUGGCGGCGGCGGCGCGAGACGGACUUCGGCAGGUAGAACAGAACACUCGGACAGGAAUAAACCGGAACAUCGUCACUCCAGUCAAGGGCCGCUGUCGUCCAUCCGUGCGGUCAUCAAAAGGACAUCUACAAGAACGAGCUCUCAAAGCGACCAUCACAGAGACAGGAGGCGUCCGGAAAUCACUAUCCUGUCUGCUGAACCGCUGCACUCUAAUGCCUGGUUUCCAGGAGCCUCUGGAGCUUUUCCUCCAGCCCCGCCCCCUGCCCCGCCCUCUUGGGCUGCAGCCUCGGCGACAGUACAGCUCCCUCCUCCCUCGUAUGAGCAGGUGAUCAGAGAAAUGAGCCGUGAACAGACUCCUCCUAUAUCCACUUCAACAUCUUCACCUCUGGCUUCUCGUCGUUCUACUUCCACCAUUGCCACGCAGACGGACACGGACUCGCCCGGCUCACAAUCCUCUGCUUCUCGCCCAGUUCGCAGACCGCCCAAGCCCCCCCGCCCGUUGCUUCCUCUCAAACCCUUGGACCCUCUCAUCGAACUGGACGGGUCUAACCUUCCCGCCAAUGCCAAGCUUUCAACACCACUCCACGAGUGUAGCAUUCAGACUGACUUUGAUGACAUCAUCGCUGACAUCAGUCCACUAGAGCCUGCCUCCACUUGGAUCAGCUUUGAUUCCCCACCGGACCCACCGAAAGAGGAGACAAAUGCACGUCCCAGACCACGGCCCCGCAGCAAGGUUGCCUUACAACCAGCCGCCAGCGAGGACGUUCUGGAUCAGCCAAUGACAGCAGAGGUGAAAGUGCAGACUCUAGUGCGUUUUAAGGACAAUGGGGCCGAUAGCGUGUUCGCAGGAUUCACCGAGGAGUCCUCGAACUUCUCCAGCAAAUACUUCCAAGACCUGCUAGAGGUGUUUGGUUCUGAUGAAACUCACAUCCUUGAUGGUCAACAAAGCGGGACGAGCGAUGAAGAUGCAAAGGAUGCAUCCGCAUGGGACUCCGUCAUCUCCAUGGUAACACCUGAACCUGUAGAACCUUUAAAUAGACCGCAGCCAAGACCCAGAACUCACAAACCCAAACCUCAACUCGCCCCAAAACCGUUUACUGUAGGAACAGAUGUUUUUGAGAGCAGAGAACUUAACGUUGAGCAAGAUCCCUUCAGAAAAACCUCCAGCCCUCCUGUACCAGCACCCAGACCUCUUCUAAACAAACAUCAGUGCCCAUCAGAUGGGUACAGGGUUUCUCCAUCCACCAAACCUCCUGCUGUCUGUCCUGAGAGCACUCCUCUUGGGCAUCAGAUGCCAACGGUGGACUUCAGUCCAUCUGAGACCAAAAACAGUUCUUCAAACACUCCACUGAAGGCAUCGGCAGUGUCGUCCACCGACCGAGGCGUCGUAAAACGUCCAUCUGUCCCCAAAAACUCCCGACCGCCUCCACCUGUGCUCAAAAAGGUGUCGUCCUCCUCGCAGGUUUCUGACACUACAGUGAAUGUUUCCAUAGCGACAGAUGCCCCGGUUCCCCCUCUGCCCCCGAGACCCAGUGGUGUUAGACUCCUCCCCCUCUGUCCUCCUCCAAUCAAAGUGACCAAACAUACAGGCCCCGCCUCCUCGUUACCCACUGCGACCAAUCAGCCGCCAGGCAGCAGGGUGCCAAAGAGAGGCCCGCCCCUUCCACCCCGACCAAAACCAGGACAUCCACUUUAUAGAUAUUCUAGAGAAGUUGUUCAUGGACAUGUGGAAGAAGAGAAUGUGGACAAAGAGCAAGAGGAACCAUCUUUCCAUGAAGAAGAGCAGCUCAUUGUACUGGACGAUACAAACACCGCACACACCCCGCUCCAUACACUCCAUGAGCUCUGGCCAUCAGGAGAGGUCAAAGGUCAAGCCGUGACUGUCCCUGGAGGUCUGGACACGUCCACAGAGCAGCAGACGCAACCGAACACGCACAACAGGUGUGUGGCUCGCUUUGCAUUUGAGGGGGAGGAUGGAGAGCUGACGUUCAAUGAGGGUGAUGUCAUCACUGUAACGGAAUAUGUGAAUGAGGAGUGGGGGCGGGGCAGUCUGAAUGGGCGAGUUGGAAACUUCCCUCUCAAUUUCAUGGAGGUGAAAGAGGAAGCUGAAGCGUUUCAAAGGACAACCGCUUCGGAAGCACCUGGACGGAUGAACAGAGGAAGGGCACUUUAUGAUUUCUCCCCUGAAUGUGAGGAUGAGCUCUGUCUGAAGGCAGGAGACGUGGUGUGUGAGCUGGAAGACAUGGAUGACGAGUGGUUUCUGGGAGAGUUUGACGGGAAACGUGGCAUUGUCCCUAAAAACUACAUUCAAAUACUGAUGAACCCCUGAACAUGAACAUGAGUGCCUCGGCAUUCCUGUCACAUGUCUCGGCGUUCCUGUCACAUGUCUCGGCAUUCCUGUCACAUGUCUCGGCAUUCCUGUCACAUGUCUCGGCAUUCCUGUCACAUGUCUCGGCAUUCCUGCAUUUUACCCAUCAACACUCGUACACAUGUUGGUUUGUAAAAUGCCGGAAGAUGAUUGGAUGUGUUAGUGACUUCUCAUAGCUGUACUGACUCCCGUGUGUAAACUUUACAUCUCAUCUGUGUGUUUGUAUGAAUGUUUUACCUUUUUAACCAACAUUAAACUGCACCCUUACAAUAACAGACUUUAA
Messenger RNA from Xyrauchen texanus (razorback sucker), 2939 nucleotides. RefSeq names its product SH3 domain-containing protein 19-like. The record is from RefSeq and is a predicted model, not a curated record. Gene Ontology annotation, molecular function: protein binding. Bases 242 to 2617 code for a protein of 791 amino acids. NCBI's taxonomy places the organism in Eukaryota, Metazoa, Chordata, Actinopteri, Cypriniformes, Catostomidae. Gene Ontology annotation, biological process: protein transport to vacuole involved in ubiquitin-dependent protein catabolic process via the multivesicular body sorting pathway. Gene Ontology annotation, cellular component: ESCRT-0 complex. The transcript has 15 exons.